CUUGAAUCCCAACGCGUUUCGUAUGAAAACAACGACUGAAUCGUGAUUUCAAUGAAUUGUCACAAGAAGUUGGAAGUCAUUGGAAGUUGUCGUCAGUUCAUAGGGUGGUAAUGGAUGUGAACGAGUUGUUGAGUUACAAGACCUCACAGUCAGAUGAUGGCAGUGAUGACCAGCACGAGAGUGCCGCCAAAAAGAGAAGAAUAAUGGGCGCAGAGUUGGAUGAGUCGGAUGUGACCACAGAUGCCGUGGACGCAGAAGUGGAUGAAACGGCUCUCAAGCGCCUUCUCCUGCUGUUUGAACGAAAAGUGCUUAAGAAUCAAGAAUUGCGGAUCAAAUUCGGUGACAAUCCCACGAAAUUCAUGGACUCGGAGAUGGAGUUAUUCGACACAAUCCAAGAGAUGCAUGUCUUGAGCACUCAACCAGAACUCUACCACAUUAUGGUUGAUCUCAAUAUAAUCUCAACACUUCUGGGACUUCUGUCUCACGAGAACACAGAUAUCUCGUGCGCUGUCGUCGCUCUCCUACAGGAACUGACAGAUUUGGAUGACAUCCAAGAACUCGAUGACGUGAGUCUGUUGUUGGAAGCGCUAAUCGGCGGUCAAGUGAUCGCUCUUUUGGUGACAAAUAUGGAGAGAUUGGAUGAAACCGUGAAAGAAGAGGCGGAAGGGGUUUACAAUUCAUUAGCAAUUAUCGAGAAUUUAACUGAUUUUAAGCCAAACCUCAACGACUGCCAGCCUCUGAUCACUUGGAUUAUGAAACGAUUGAAAGCUAAGCCAUCGUUUGAUGGCAAUAAACUCUAUGCUUCAGAAAUCCUAUCCAUUUUACUUCAAAGCAAUGACGACAACAAGAAACUGUUGAGCGAUUCCGAUGGCGUCGACACUUUGCUCCGAGUCAUCUCUUACUACAAAAGACAUGACCCGUCGUCCAGUGAUGAACACGAAUAUAUGGAAAAUCUAUUCAAUUGUUUGUGUUCUGCGCUCUUGUGCUGUCCAUCAAAUCGUGAGCUCUUCCUGAAGGGCGAGGGCAUAGAACUCAUGAAUUUAAUAUUGCGAGAGAAGCGCAAGAAAGGGUCGACAUCUUCGGUGAGAAUCGGUUCUCUCAAAGUGAUUAACCAUAGCAUGAGUUCUGACAAGAAUGGCGACCAAAUGGUGGACUCGUGUUGUAAUAAAUUUGUCGAAAUCCUUGGUUUACGUAUUUUAAUGCCUGUGUUUAUGAAACCAAAUUCCAUUAUCGGCCACAAGAAAGAGACCACUUCUGUGGAUGAGGUCGAAGAGCACUGUCUGUCCAUAAUUCUAGCGCUACUGAACAACACGCGAAGUGAACUAAAACGUCGUGUUUUGUUCAAAUUCAGUGAAUCUGACUUUGAAAAGACCGAUCGACUCAUUGAAUUGCAUUUCAAAUAUUCUGAAAGACUUAUCAAAUGUGAUUCACUCAUCAAAAAAGAGAGAGCACUCAAACUCAUCAACGAUGAGACCAUAGAUGAGGACCAGUUCUUCAUGAGACGCCUCACUGAUGGCGGACUAUUCACUCUUCAGAUGAUUGAUCACAUAAUUCUUGUCAUAUGUUCGCUAUAUGACGACUACAUGGAAGCCAAUGCCACCGAAAAGGACGACCAGAGCUCCAAAGAGAGCAUCAAAUCACGAGUUAUGCGAUUAAUUAAUUUACACGCCGUUAGUUCUGUCAAUCACUACAAGUUUAUUAAGAAUAUUAUGAAAAACUUUGCCAAUGAAAGGGAUGAACACCACAAACAGAGAAUAUUACAACUCAUUCAAGAGUUCUGAGUCCAGUUGACACACAUUUGUAAAUAAAUUUGAUUUCACUUCUGUGC
Oppiella nova is the source of this 1828-nucleotide messenger RNA. The record is from the annotation of a GenBank genome assembly. Lineage: Eukaryota; Metazoa; Arthropoda; Arachnida; Sarcoptiformes; Oppiidae.